AUGUCGACGAGAAAGUGGGUGGAUAAGAAAACUGCAAAGACUUUUGCUGUGGUUCACAGGUCCCAUGAGGACCCCGAGUAUUUUAACGACGAGGCUCCACCAAACGUGCUUGUUGAGGUGAAGAAGUACUCGACAAAAUCUAUUCCAAGAUCAAAAAUAAAAACUCAGAAGGAUUUGGAAGGUGAAUUGAAACAUGACAUAGAGAGUGGAAAGAUAAGAAGCAACGAAGGACAGGCUGCGUUGUUUGGUAUAACCUACGACGACUCGAAGUACGAUUACAUGCAGCAUUUGAAACCAAUUGGUGGUACUUCUGACAAUCUCAAUAAUAAAAAGAAAACCAGUCUCACUUUUAAAGAGGAUCUACAACUACCGAAAGAAUUAUUUGCUUCAGAGAAAACAGUCAAAUUAUCUUAUCAAGCCUUUCAAAAUGUUCCUGACGAUAUUAAAGGUUUCAAACCGGAUAUGAAUCCCGAUUUGAGGGAAGUAUUGGAGGCUUUGACCGAUGAAGAAUUUAUAGAUGAAAAAGACGAUGAUCUAUUUAACGACUUAUUGAAAUCUGGUCAAAAAGACAACUCUGAAGAUGAUUAUAAUGAUUAUGACGAUUAUGAUUACGAUGAUUAUGAUGACUUAAACUAUGAUGACUAUGAUUCCGACCGUUUCAAAAAAAAAGACGAUCAAGGCUGGGAAGCAGAUUUUAGAAAAUAUAAACAGUUUGAAGACAAAAAACCGAAAAAUAAUUGGGACUCUGAUGAUGAUUUUAAUUCAGAAGAUGAUGAAUUGGGCGAGACUGAUUUCAAUUCAACUGCUAUGAAAAGAAAGAAAGGCGCAAUGACUGAUACUUCUACUUUCUCAAUGUCCUCAUCCGCAUUAUUUAGAACUGAUGGUUUAACUUUAUUGGAUGAGAGAUUUGAAAAAGUAUCAAGGGAUUAUGAAGAAGAAGACGAAGAUGAUUACAAGCCAUUUGAUAUGUCAAAGCAAACUCCAGGAUUCGAAGAUAUGUUGGUAGAUUUUCUUGAUAAUUAUGAAAUUGAAGGUAAAAAAUUAGUUAAAAAAGAUGAUGAUAUUGAAAAAUAUAGAAAUGCUGCUAAAUUAGUUAGUAGAAGUCAAAAGAAAAAAAACAAUCGAUUAAAAACCUUUGAAUAUUAA
This is a messenger RNA of Ascoidea rubescens DSM 1968, 1146 nucleotides long. RefSeq names its product ribosome biogenesis protein LTV1 (gene LTV1). The transcript is spliced from 3 exons. Lineage: Eukaryota; Fungi; Ascomycota; Saccharomycetes; Ascoideales; Ascoideaceae. Bases 1 to 1146 code for a protein of 381 amino acids. Gene Ontology annotation, biological process: ribosomal small subunit export from nucleus; ribosomal small subunit biogenesis. Gene Ontology annotation, cellular component: nucleus; preribosome, small subunit precursor; cytosol. The record is from RefSeq and is a predicted model, not a curated record.